GGCAACGCGCAGCAACCGGGGGUCGUGUUUCACCCUCUUGAUCUGAUUUUACCGGACCGUCAUGGUCCACAUGGUUAUUAUUAUGGCUCUCCGAACCGUCGACAUGAGCGCCGGAACGGUCGCAAACCAGGGGUUGGGGUUGGUUCCAACUCCCACACGCUUUGCUGCAGGUGUCAGGACAACUGUCUGUUGCUGGAAGAGAUGAAGGGGGCUGGUGCAUUGUGCGGGGGCUCCCGCUCAUCGUCGUCAAGGAUGAAGAACCGCCAUCAAUGUCAUGACUGUCCUGCUCCACCUACCUCGUUGGAAUCCUCUCUGUCUUCUUUGUCACGAAGGAGACAUCUUCUCAACAGUGGUGCUUGUGCGUGUUGUCGUCGACGCACAGUUUCUAGUUUAGGUACUUUGAGAGCAAAACCAACAGGAACAGAAACAGGACCAGGAAUCAGAACAGAAACAGGAACAGGAACAGGAACAGGAACAGGGACAGGAGGAGGAAGGAAAAUGGGAACAGGAACGAGAACGGGAACAGGAUUCGAACCAGGAAGGAGAAGAGCUGGAUUGGUAUUGUGUUCUGCUGGAUGUGGACAAAGGGAGAAAGUUUGGUCGCGGCCGCGGCCAUCUACGUCAUCACUGAAGCAGUGUCAGUGUCCUGGCGGGGGGUCAUCUUCUUCUAGCAGUUACUCGGCGUCCGUGUCUUCAUGUGCGACACCAUCGUUUAAUCGUCAUUUCAGCGGUGCGACCUCUUCAGAGGAAUCCUCGAUUGUCGGUGAGGGAGAUCGCGAGCUUUGUGUCUCGGAAGUGUCGGACGGUGUGUGCAGUGAAAAGGGAGAGGAGGAGGUGGUAAGCAAAGCCAACUCUGUGGAAGAUAGAAAAGAGGAGGAGGAGGAGGAGAAGGAGGAGGAGGAGAGAGGAAGCGAAGCAAACUCUGUGAAGGGUGGUACAGAGGACGAGAUGGGAAGUCAAGCGAACUCUGUGGGAGAAGCUAACUCUGUGGAAGAUGAGGGGGGAUUGAAAGGGGGGAGAAGGAAAGGGAGGAGGAAGAGACUGGUUCGUGCAUCUGUAAACGGAAGCAGGUUACAGUCAAAGUCGGAGUCAAAGUCAGAGUCCAGGUUGGAGUCAAAGUCAGAGUCAAAGUCGAACGGAAGCUUCGUUGAAAAUCCGGCGGGUGCAUCAGUGUCGUUGACUCGUCGUCGAGGUAGGAGGAGAAAGGGUGUGGUGGUGGUUGUACCUGUGGCUAUGGUGAGUAAUUGUGAUGAAGGUGGUCGAGAGGUGGAAGGGCUGCUCUCGAGGGAGGCUUGCGAUUAUGAGAGAGACGAUACCUUUGUUGGUGCCCGCGGCGUGAAACAGCUUGAUCAAUUGGAGCAUGGCCUUGAGAAGAAGAAAGUUGCUGGACUUCAGUUAACGGACGGCCAAGAAAGUUACCUUCGUCUUGAAGUAACGGAAAGUCGGGAAAAGGACCACCGCCUUGAGCUAAGGGAAGGUCAAGAACAGUACCGUCAUCUUGAGCUAAUGGAAGCUCAGGAAAAGGACGACCGUCUUGAGCUAACGGAAGUUCGGGAAAAGGAAUGUUUUGAGGUAAUAGAGGUUAAGGAACAUGACCCUGUUGUUGCCGUUACCCAUGUCAGUGGCGUUGACUUGGCGGCUUGGCCAGAAGCAGAAGUACGCCUACCUUCUUCCUCAUCCGUCCUGGCGAUGAUCCGAGCUCUUAUGGCACGUUUCGCUCUCUCACAGACUGAGGCAGAGCGGGUCGCCGCCCGGUUUCCUCCGGAGGUCCUCAAGAAUGGACCACUGUACCUGGACCGUACCUGGUCCAAACUAGAGGACCUCAGGGUAGAGCUUGGACUGCCCUCCUGCGAUUUCCAACAUAUGGUGAGUUUGUACCCUGGGUUGAUGCAUCUGGACGCCCCCGAGAAUGUGGCGUCGAUCGUCGCGUUCCUGAGAAGCUUGGGGCUCAACGACGAUGAACUGUCGAAGAUUAUCGUUUCCUGGCCGCAAAUUCUUACCCUUGACUUGUUCCGAGGACCCGCCGAGGUUCAUAAAACCCUUCUUGAAAAAGGAUUUAGCGAGGCGGAAGUCAAAAGGGUCAUUGUUGGCAACCCUAGGCUCUUGGGGUACCCAUCCGAUAGCAAGAUCAGACCUAGACUAGACUUCCUCCUGUGCUUGGGCUUGAAAAGAAACUUGGGGGAGAUUUUGGCCAAAUGGCCCCACCUCCUAGAUGACGGGGUCGAAGAGGCCCUUAGGAAGCGCAUCGAUGCCCUUCUCGAACAAGGGAUCGCCACCUCAGACCUCGGCACGGUGUUUUCCCGGUUCCCACAGUUGUUGAUGUAUGGCAGCGCUGAGGCUUUGAGGACUAAUGUGGAUGUCCUGCGGCGGCUCGGGAUACCCUCGUACAAACUGAAGAAGAUGAUGAUUGCUUUCCCCCAGUUGUUCGCGAUGUCGCCGAAGUCAGAACUGCUGGCUUCGAAAGUCACCUUUCUCCGUAACAUAGGCGUUCGCGAGCAAGACGUUGGGAAAGUUCUUAGCCGAGAGCCGCAGCUACUCGGGCACAGCAUCGAGGAGAACCUCCUGCCUACGGUCGCGUACUUGGAGGAAGUCGUCGGUGUUCCACGGUCACGAAUCGGGCAAAUGGUGACCCGAUUCCCUGCACUUCUCGGACUCAGCACGUCCAACAACCUUCAGCAGAAGAUAGAGUUCCUCCACAAAGAACUUGGGUUCGAAAACUCAGACGUGGGUCGGGUCGCCUGGAAGUUUCCUAAUUUGUUAAGCCUCAGCGUCAAUCGGAACUUGCGACCGACCGUAGAGUUUCUUGUUCGGGAAGGUUUCACGCGCGAGGAAGUCGCAGCCAUGUGUAAACGGUUCCCCCCGAUACUCGCACGCGGCAUCGACUCGACACUCGCACCAAAGCUCGCUUUCCUAUUCGAUGUCAUGAAGCGCUCAAAAGCCGACGUCGUUUCCCACCCCCAGUUCUUCAGCUAUUCCUUAGAUCGACGGAUCAAGCCCCGCUACGAAAAAAUCCGUGACGCGAAGAGAAGGUACAGCCUCACGUAUAUCUACAGUUGUAACGACGAGACUUUCCAAGCAAGGAUGGAAGCACGGCUGCCACUAACUAAGGGUACAAGAGAAAGCUGUCACACAACUGGCCGAGUGUGAUCAAUCUCUCUCUCUCUCUCUCUCUCUCUCUCUCUCUCUCUCUCUCUCUCUCUCUCUCUCUCUCUCUCUCUCUCUCUCUCUCUUGUAUUGUCACAGACCACUGCCUGGUGGACCGCAGGUAGAACAUGGCCAAUAUAUAUAUUCAGCCUGCUGACGAGUCGGUGAAACUCUGACAAAAGUCUGUCACAGCGCCCUGUUUCUUGUCUUUUUCUCCCUUUCUGCCUGCAGUUCACCGGAC
Molecule: messenger RNA, 3385 nt
Organism: Chara braunii
Lineage: Eukaryota; Viridiplantae; Streptophyta; Charophyceae; Charales; Characeae
Source: the annotation of a GenBank genome assembly